AUGCUUGUAGACAGAUCGCCUACACGAGGAACAGACGUUCUGGGCGCUGGCACAACCCAAAAUCAGCCCGGUAGCAACCAGACACCCCAAGGACGCGAGCCCAACGGCGGAGUUUCAAUGAUAUCUUCUCGCCAUAUCGAACUGCCGCCAUUUUAUCAGGCCGAUCCACGGCUAUGGUUCGCCCAGGUAGACCUAGUUUUUGCUAACUACAAUAUAACGUCUGAUAUCACAAAGUUCAAAUACGUUGCCACACAAUUGUCCGGCGAAGCUCUGCGUAGCGUGUCCGAUCUCGUUAUAAAUCCGCCCGCUCAAAAUAAAUAUGAAAGCAUCAAGCGGCGCGUUAUGUCCGCCUAUGAUAAAGGAGAUGAAGCACGCCUCCGACGCCUACUCCGUGGCCACGAAAUGCGUGAUGAGAAACUGACGGCUUAUUUACAUCGUUUACGAGCCCUCGCAGGGGACCAGUGUGGAGACGCCGUCAUCCGCUCUCUGUUCUUUAAGCAGUUACCAGAAGCUGCUCGAGCAAUACUUGCAAUCUCCGACACAUCAGAUCUCCAGCGGUUAGCAGAGAUGGCUGAUAAGGCACUAGACGUGAUGAGACCAAUGAUGGCAGCAACCCAAAUCGUGCCUGCAAAGAGUCCAAACACACAGGCUACCUCAGGUACGCAGUCUACAUUAGAAGAGUUACUUAACGCACUCACAUUACAGGUCUCAAAAAUACAGAAACAACUAGAUCGCAACAAACGAUUCCGUCGCUCCCGUAGCAGAGGAAGAAAAAACCAACCUAGAGCAUUGACACCUGCACCUACGCAUUCAAAUAAGCCUGAGUUCUGUUACUAUCAUAAUAGAUUUGGUGCCAGCGCAAGGAAGUGCCAGAACCCUUGUACGUGGACUCAAGGAGCUAAGCCGCAGGAAAACUAG
Messenger RNA from Nylanderia fulva, 918 nucleotides. RefSeq lists its product as uncharacterized. NCBI's taxonomy places the organism in Eukaryota, Metazoa, Arthropoda, Insecta, Hymenoptera, Formicidae. The record is from RefSeq and is a predicted model, not a curated record.